Penaeus vannamei (Pacific white shrimp) is the source of this 2727-nucleotide messenger RNA. NCBI's taxonomy places the organism in Eukaryota, Metazoa, Arthropoda, Malacostraca, Decapoda, Penaeidae. The record is from RefSeq and is a predicted model, not a curated record.
AUGUGGCAUAACGUGGUGACAUGGGCGUCAGCGGCCGUGGGCGGGGUGUCUGCGGAUGAGUGCCUGUCCUGCAGAGCGAGUCCAUGUAGGCGUGUGACCGGCAUCUUUACCCGCCCGUCGCUCCCCGUGGGCUACAACCUCAUCGCGAGGGUGCCGGCGCGGGCGUGCAACCUGACCGUGAGUGAGAUGGCCCGGUCGUCGAAUUUCCUGGGUGAUCUACCAGGCCCCCAACCAGGGCGUUCGCUACGAGUACUGGCACCCCCUGGGCCCCACCUUCCCCCCGCCCCCCGAGGCCCAGGUCGCGGCCCCGGCAGAGGCCACGCCCACUCGCACCCUCACCCCGCCCACCAUCCCCACCGUGGGCGUCACCGCGGCCCGGCUCCCCUGCAGGACGUCCAGCCCGCCUACGUAGCCCCGCCCACCUACUACGACGAGGACCAUGUGGGCGUGUCCGAAACGGGCGUGGUCUCCCCCGUCGUCCCCGCCUCCGCGACUCAGGGCGUGGGCGGCUACCUGGCGGAAGGCGGGGAGGCGAGCGUGGGCGGCCUCCCUCGCGCGGGCGGCUCGGAGGUGGGAAGGGGCGGGGCACCGGCGUGGAAGGUGUGGAAGUUCACGCCCUGUUCCAGAACCUGCGGCGGAGGACAGCAGCAGACGGUGUACAUCUGCACGGGCGUGGGCGGCACCGUACUGACAGAGGACAGGUGCCAGGCGCCCAAACCACCACCGCAAACAGUUCAUUGCAACCCGCGACCCUGCCCGCCCGAGUGGCAGUUAGGUGAAUGGUCUCAGUGCUCCGUCACCUGCGGCACUGGCAUCACGACAAGAACCUGGGCAUGCGUUCAGGAGGUGACACCUACCCUCAUCCGAGCUGUACCCCCUGCCACAUGCCCUUCACCUAGCCUGCAAACGAUGGUGCCCCUGAUUCAGCCUUGUACUAUGGCCCCGUGUACGCGCUGGGAAGUCACGGCGUGGAGUCAGUGCUCCGUGGAGUGUGGCACUGGCCUCAAGUCCCGCCAGGUCACGUGUCUAGCGGAGGGCCGGAAGGUGCCAGACGACCAGUGCAACGUCCAGGAGAAGCCGCCCAAGCAGGAGCUGUGUCACGGGCAUACCUGCGCCCACCACACCUGGUUCUACACGGAUUGGUCGGAGGAGUGCACGGGCGGCUGCGAGGACGGCAUCCAGACCCGCCGCGUGUGGUGCUCUCCGGGCGUCAACUCCGUGGAGGGCGAGUGCGACGAGACGCAGCGGCCGCCCGAGAGCAGGCCCUGCGCGCGCGCGCCGACGCCUGCGCCGCCGCCUGGUUCACGGGGCCCUGGACGCCGUGUUCCAAGGAAUGCGGGAACGGAACGACCACGCGAGAGGUCGUGUGCGUCGUGUUCCUCAGCGGGACCUUCAGGGCGACGCUGGACAUCGAGUGCAACCCUGACUCUCGGCCGAACAGCACUCAACCUUGCAACCCUGAUGUGUGUCCUCCGCAUUGGUAUUACACCGAUUGGUCUCAGUGUUCGCGGACGUGUGGUCGAGGAGCCAGGACAAGAGCCGUGCAGUGUCUCGACCAGGACCAGAGACCCUCCACUCGCUGCAUAAUUUCACAGAAGCCGCAAAUCACUCGCACUUGCAACGGGCCGCCGUGUGUUGGGCCCUCGGGAACUAAGUAUACAGAACGGAACUGCGUCGACCGCUUCAUGAACUGCAAGCUGGUCCAGCAGGCCCGCCUCUGCCGCUACUCCUACUACCGAACCGUCUGCUGCGCUUCCUGCUUCCUACAGUAACUCCAGAGGGCGUCUGGCACCUGCGGGACGUCCGAAUUCGAGAAGAAAUGCGUCGGAGAUUGACUGGACUGUCUCCCUUGUGUGUUCCGGAGUCUGCAGAGAACACUGUGCUGAACACCUUGAUAAAAAUGUUUCUUUAUGAUUGUUUUUAUUUGCGUCAUUAUUAUCUAUAUACCUUUUUUGUUCUCAUUUUUUUCUUUUUUUAUAUAGUGUACAUUAAAUUAAAUAAUGAACAUGCAUUUAAAUCGGGUUAUAAUAUUGCUUUGGAUUCGAGAUUUUGUCAGCAUAUAAUCUUGAGCCAUGGAUGGACAUGGGAGGGGGGAGGGGGGGAUCCUGCGAAACACAUGUGUCUUGUAAAUAAGCCAAGAAGAACAGCUGCAUAACACCUCUAUCUUGCCAUUCUUGAGUAAUAAGUGUCAUUCUUGAGUGCAGAGACAACCAUGCAUCUGUGCUCACAAAAUAGCUGUCUGUCAACCAUGAAGAACACCUGUAGUGAACGUGAACUCUAACCGAACUGAUUCGUAUCCGGACAGCAAGAUUUUUUUUAAGAACAUUUAUUUUUCUUCCUUUUUUCUGCCAUUAUGACUACACCACAUUUUUUUAACCCUUUUUGUUCCUAACUAUAAACAAGAUGAAAUUUAUAUCAACAAACAUUGAUAAGCUCUCUAUAUGAUUUUUUUUCUAAAUUUCAAUAACUCCUCUCCGUUAAAAUAAUCAUUAAACUAAUAAUAACAUUUUUGAAAACAUUUUACUAAUGGAACUUAAAACGAUAGUGUUCUUGUUUACUUAAGAGAUCCAUCUUUCCAUAACUGUGAUCUUCCUUUUUCACUAUAUAUAUAUUUUAUUUUCUCUUUAAGUUUAUGUCAACAAUUUCGUGUUAAGUUGCAAUAAUAUUGUGAUGUAAUGACCCAAGGUAACAUGUAACAAGGUAUAUUAAUAUAUGUAUAACAAAGAA